AUUGCGUUAGCUCUCAAGCCAUAUGAUUGUGAUUCGUUCAUAUAUACAGCUGCACACAUUGCAUCACUCCUAUCGCCAAUAUGGAUGACUCCCAUGUAGACAAUUUGGAAAAAAUUGGUAGAUUUAUUUGCAUUAAGCAAAUGUUUCUAUUUAGCAUUCUUUUGCUCUACACAUGUCACAUCACAUACUCAAGUUUUAGUUGCCCUAUUUGCGGAAUACAUGCGCAAUUAAUAUGCAAAAUCUUCAUGGCAACACUACUCUUGGUAAUAACGGCUAUGUUCAUUUUGGCAUUCAUUUUAUCUUUGGGUAUAUCGAUGCGACAAGCGGAUUUUCUAAGACCAUGGCUUGCAACAAAUAUAGUAAUGGUGAUUAUGUGCAUUGUCAUGCUAGUAAUGACCAAUGAUGUUAUGCAAAUUAUUCUGGGAACUAUGGUGCUAUUGUUUCAAGGCAUAUCCUGGUAUCCCAUCUAUAAACUCUAUCAUCGUUACUAUGACGAGGGCAAGGCACGCGAUGAAGAACACUCCUCGUCAGACAAUUUUCUCAUGACGAAUGGUGGUCUAGAGUCCACUGCAGCACCAUACUAUGCUGAUAUUGAUGCAUAUCCCAUGAGAUUUCACUAUGAAGAACCACCACCUACGUAUGAACAGGUGAUGGGAAUUGAAUCACAACCUCCCUCGUUUUCCGAUCUACACAAUUGUGCGGGAACAUAAUUGUAUAGAUAAGAUUUUGACUAUGGA
Messenger RNA from Stomoxys calcitrans (stable fly), 737 nucleotides. RefSeq lists its product as uncharacterized. The record is from RefSeq and is a predicted model, not a curated record. The coding region runs from base 81 to 710 and encodes 209 amino acids. NCBI's taxonomy places the organism in Eukaryota, Metazoa, Arthropoda, Insecta, Diptera, Muscidae. The transcript is spliced from 4 exons.